Molecule: messenger RNA, 2925 nt
Organism: Drosophila elegans
Lineage: Eukaryota; Metazoa; Arthropoda; Insecta; Diptera; Drosophilidae
Product: neurogenic protein mastermind
Exons: 9
Coding region: 535-2706 (723 amino acids)
Source: RefSeq, a predicted model, not a curated record
GUCAGCGCCGCUUGCAGUUUUAUGUUAUUGUGGCUUCCAGUUCGCUGGACUGGAUGGCCAAGUCAAACAUCCAUUCCAUUCGCUAAGCGGCUUUCGCUGUUGAAUGAGCUGUUUGGCUAGUUUUCGUGGAACGGCCGCCGGUUCGUUUCGUAGCGUAUCUUCGAGAUACAAACACUAAAUCGAAUCGAAUGAAUAUUGCAGCUGUCGUUGCGCGCGUGUUGUCGAUGGAAAUUGUGGAAUUAUAACAAUUACAUCUCGUGUGGAAGUGUGAAAGUGAAAUAGUCGAGCCAAGAGCGACGCAAUUAGAUGAAAAUACACUCACGCUCUGUAUCCGUAUCUUCGUAUCUUUUGUGCGAGCGCGCUUCAACAAGUAAACCGAAAUUAAAAAACUCACUGGAGUGGAAGACUCGUCCUUGAGCUCCCCACUUAAACCCACCUGUUUUAGAACGAGAUACAUAUUCAAGUGCGAUUUGAGCCACCGAAAAAGACAGCCAGCGUCAGUUAGAAAGAGAGGGCAAGCGAGCGGUGAAAGAGAUGAAUAAUUUCACAACCACAACAGCAGCCCCACCACCAAAGGAAGCGCUGCCCCGAUCAGGACAUGUUAAUGAGGUCUGCAAGGAGUGGCUCGUGCGUGAGGAUGGCGCUCUGGCCUAUAAACUUCAGUCCCAAGAGAUUAACGACUUCUACAAGGGAAAUCGGUACAGAAACGCGGUGGUUCGCGAGGAUUUCCCAACGGCCCUGCACGAACAGAUCAAGGAGAAGGAGCAGGCCCAGCGAAGGGUGGAUGCCUACAGAAGGCGCCUAACUGAACAGGAGGAGCAUGACAAGCGUGUGGCCAAAGAAAUUGCUGACAAACUGGAGCGUGAUCUGCAGGAGCAACAGCAAAAGGAGCUGCAACAAAGCGAGUUAAUAGCCAAGCAAAUGCAGGAAAUCUAUGUUAAUCUGCCGCCUGUGCCGCCGCCAGCAACACGCGACAAGAGCCGUCCACCACCACGUCCCGCCAAAGCAAGUAUACACCUGCAACAACAGCAGCAACAUCAGACACAGCAGCAACAUCAGACACAGCAGCAACAUCAGUCAGAGCCGAGCACCUCACAGCAGGCUAGAUAUCACAGUCAGCAGCAGCAGCAGCAGCAACCAUUGCUGCUACAGCAGCAACACUUCUCACAAACAGACAACUAUGUAGGAUUAUCGCUUAUACCAAAUAUUGUAGAUUUGCCAGCAGCGGCACCAGCAGCAACAUGCACCACUCCCAGUAGAAAUGCACAGGCACACAAUCAGCUGUUGGUGAGUGAUGUCUUAUCAUCGCCACAGCAGCAACAACAUCACUCACGUUUUCAUCAUGCACAGCCGAAGCAGCAGCAACAGCAGCAGCAACAACAUAAAUCAUCAUCGCCGGCACGUCGUCCACCAACAAUAACUAACAUGCCCAGCACUUCAUCCAUAACUCUGCACCCACCCACACAAUCCGCACAACAACAGGCAGCUGACAUCGAUGAGCUGGUGGACUAUGCCGAUGUUGCUGACAGCAUACGCGACUACAACAUCGCUGCCACGAGCACGGCAGCAACAUCGGCCAGCGUUGUCGAUGCAGCUGCAACAUCACUCCAGCAGCAACGCUCCCCGUCACACGAAAAUCUCCUAAGAACCGAACCGAAAUUUCAGAAACUGUCACCCGAGAAAUACGAUCAACUGGUGGGCAAUUUCGGUUUGGGACCCACUUCGGGAUCGGGAUCGGGAUCGGCCAAAGCAGCUGAGAGACACAUGCAGCAACAUGCCGAUGACAUCGAGCUCUAUGUGGAUCCCUGCGAUUAUGCCAGUCUGCGGGAGAUCGGGCUGCCGAUGGAAGAGAUCCAGGAGAUGAGCAAAAAGCUCAAGCAGGAGCAGAAGGAUGAGUUGCUGGCUCGUCGUCUGCAGGCCAUUGAGUCCAAGGACUGCGUGCGACAAGAGCACCGGGAUCGCCUGCUGGCCAUUGAAGCCCAGGACAAGGAGCUGGCCAAAAUGCUGCAGGACAGGGAGAAGGCCAAAGCCAAGCGGGCCAAGGAGAAAGCACGUUUGCGAAAAACUCAGCAGAAGGAAGCCGCAGAAGCUGCCAAUGGCAGUGGUAGUCUGCUCUGUGGCACCAAUUCCCAUUGUGGUCCGCUGCUGCCACUGCCACCGGAUUGCCUAUCCAGCACUGCCAAUCAUUCCCAGGCCGACAUCGAUGUGGAGGCCUACUCCAAUCCCAUAGACGUGCUCAACAGCAGUCGUGAGCAGCGGACCCACAACGGACCUUUGACCAAUGGCAGCCUGACCAGAGACGGGGGCUCCUCCAAUCACAGCUCCAUGCAGCGACAGCAGCGGAACAUGGCACCCAUUAGGGCAGAAGAUGAUAUCUACACUCUGCCCGUGGACAGUUGCAGGCCGGGACAAAGACCCGUUUCACUGCACAUGGCAGCCGAGGCAGUGCAACAGCUUCAGACCCACAAUUCCAUGACGAGAUCGGAGCAUUACGGAUCCGAGGCCGGUUCCCAUGACAGUUCGCAUCAGAGUGGCCAGGAUAUAUCGCCGCACAUGAAAUACUCCAAGUCCGGCAAUUUCGGUAUAUAUAUCAAAGUGCCAGCCCCACGCCGCCUUACAUGCCAAUUCAAGGUACUCGACGAUCAAAUUCAAGUGAAGAUCGUAAAAAGAAGUCCAAGGACAAGUGUACGCAUCAGUGAACCAUAAUCACCCAUUUAAAACACCUUUAUUCAUAUAUGUUUUGUACUCUCUUGACAAUGAAAUUGUUCAGAUCAAAAUCAAACCCUUUAUCGAUUUAUUCAAAACUUUCUCACAUUGUAUCUCUAGAACUUAGAAGUAGUUUAUAUAUAGUUUACUGUGUGGUUUCAGUGAUGGUUUUAAUAGAAGACAUCAUUGGGUUUACAAUAAAGACUUUUUAUAGGUAAA